This is a messenger RNA of Diorhabda sublineata, 2296 nucleotides long. It is a transcript of the gene FMRFaR, whose product is annotated as FMRFamide receptor-like. The coding region runs from base 757 to 2079 and encodes 440 amino acids. Gene Ontology annotation, cellular component: membrane. The transcript has 9 exons. The record is from RefSeq and is a predicted model, not a curated record. NCBI's taxonomy places the organism in Eukaryota, Metazoa, Arthropoda, Insecta, Coleoptera, Chrysomelidae. Gene Ontology annotation, molecular function: G protein-coupled receptor activity. Gene Ontology annotation, biological process: G protein-coupled receptor signaling pathway.
AGACGCGCCGUUGAUAAUGGAGGCGCACAGCGUCGUCAGUGUUGUUCGUAUCGCAGUACGCACCGCAACUUGUUUAUUUAGAUUUGAAGCUCAGAUAUCUUUGCGUUUCUUUACGAUCGAAACGCGAAAAAGUUUUUAACAAUAUUUACUGUGGUCAAUUUUUUGCGUAACUAUGACGUUUUACUUUUUGUGCAGUUUUUGUGAGUUUUGAAGGUGAAGUGAUACAUAAAAAAAGUUUAGUGUGUGGAACGAAUAAAAAGUUUAUUGGAUUGAUAUUGAAUUUGAUUCUAAAAAGGGGUUAUGCUGGUAUGUAAUUAGAUUGAACAGAAGCGACAGACAAACAAUAUUGGAUGACUAUACUUUCUCAAUUUGGCUGUAAAACAAAGAAAUAAUUCCAUUUCCCGAUUCAAGAAUUAAUAAAUCUAACUCCAUCUACUUCAGCAUUUGUAUUCACGUUUCCUAAUUUUGUCAUGAGGUAUCUCUGAAUGCGAUAUUCGCUGUCACUGCCUAAAAGAUAUCUUCCAAAGUGUCUUUCCUCAAAAUCCCUUCUGGAAGCACUGUUAUUGAAUAUUAUCUGGCCGUGAACGAAAGCUGGCUAACGAGCUAUAAUGUUACGAAACCGAGCAUCGGAUACUGUUGAUAUCACAAUGGAGGAAAAGUUUUUAUUAUCAUCGAUUUCAGAUGGCAACACGACAAAAAACGUUAUAGAUUUGAAGAUCUCACACUACCAAAAAUGAACAGCAACUGCUCUAAAAGAUGGUAAGCACUUCAAUAGGAGAGUCUACAGUCUCUCUCAACGUAUCAUCGUCGUUUUGGCCAAUAAAAGUGGCCAAUCCGAAUGACUCUAACUUCCAAUCGUGUUUGCUGGCAGAAGAUUCGGAUGUAUUCUUCCAAUUCGUAGUGAAUGGAUUGUUCAUGAACUUAAUAGGUGUUCUUGGUGUUCUUGGAAACAUAAUAUCCAUGAUAAUUUUGUCAAGACCCCAAAUGAGAUCCAGUAUAAAUUAUUUGCUCAUCGGACUUGCCAGGGUUGACACAGUAUUGAUUAUAACUAGUAUGCUGCUAUUUGGUUUACCAGGUAUAUACCCAUACAGUGGAAUGCUCUUCACCUAUUUCUAUGUUGUGCUACCUCAUAUAGCUCCCGUGGUAUUUCCAUUAGCUACAGUGGUUCAGACAGCUUCUGUUUAUCUAACAGUCACAGUCUCAUUGGAAAGAUUUGUUGCCGUUUGCCAUCCAUUAAGAGCCAGAUCACUUUGUACAUAUGGUAGAGCAAGAAUCUAUGUAGUAGGGAUCAUCAUAUUCUCAGCAAUGUAUAAUUUACCGAAGCUUUGGGAAACUACAGUGCAAAAAGAAAUAAGUGAACGGGACAACAUAACGGUAUAUUGUUUGCGAGAAUCAGAAUUGAGAGGAAAUGAAACAUAUAUACAUAUUUAUAUCCACUGGCUAUAUUUAAUUUGUAUGUACUUGGUACCAUUUGUCUCUCUGGCUGUACUGAAUGCGUGCAUAUAUAGACAGGUCCUGAGAGCGAAUAAAGAACGGCAGCGUCUUUCGCGACACCAGAAACGUGAAAUCGGUUUAGCUACAAUGCUUUUAGGCGUGGUAGUCGUUUUCUUCUUCUGUAACCUCCUACCUUUAGUCAUAAAUAUCAUAGAAACUUUCCGAGUAGACAUACCUUUUUCUUUAGAGUAUUUGCUGCAAACGAGUAACUUAUUAGUGACAAUUAAUUCUAGUGUUAACUUUAUCAUUUAUGUAAUUUUCGGUGAGAAGUUCAAGAGACUGUUUUUGAUUCUGUUCUGUAACAACAACCUCUUCAGAAAUGGGAGAGAGUCGCCAGAGGGGGUUACUCACGAGGAUAGCCUUAUCUCAAAUGGAGAUAGACAGAGUUUGAGACUGCACCGACAAAGUACCACAGUAAGUCGAAACGGAGCAGGCUCAAUCAAUUUUGGUCGUUCGAAUGGAUCUACACGCCAACCUUCAAAUAGAGGUAGUUGCCGUUACGCGAACCCAGGACCAUGCGUCUAUUAUCCCGCCAACAGGAACACUAAAGAAAUAUCUCAGACUACGGUAUUGAUAGAAGACUGACAAUGGGAGCACCACAAUCAAAAUUUGAUAGCGGAUGAUGAUGUAUGACAAACGUCACUUGAAAGUAUUCAAAGGUUUUUCGGAAUGGAAGGCGAGUCAGCACAGGGUGAUUAGAGAAUAAGAUAAAUAUUUUUCAGUAAAUUAUGGCUUAUUUAAGUGUAAGAUAUUGGAAAGUUUUAUGAGAUGCACUGAAAUAAUAAUAUAAAAUUGAAUAACA